Messenger RNA from Aedes albopictus (Asian tiger mosquito), 1234 nucleotides. RefSeq lists its product as uncharacterized. Bases 708 to 1175 code for a protein of 155 amino acids. The transcript is spliced from 3 exons. The record is from RefSeq and is a predicted model, not a curated record. Lineage: Eukaryota; Metazoa; Arthropoda; Insecta; Diptera; Culicidae.
UGAAACAUUAUUGGGAAAGGAACGAAGAUUGAUCCAGGGGAAGAAGAGCUUGUGAUGGAAAGCGCUUAAUUUUCCAUUUCCUGUCGAUUCAGUGCUUUUGAUUCGUGCUGCUUCGUAAUAUGUACAACGGAAGUGGGAUGAAGAAUUUAUAUCCAUCGUGUAAAGUUUUGCUUAUUUUUUUGACAAUGAUUUCUUCUGGGAUUUGUCGAAAGAAUCUCAAGUUCAAAUUGAUCAAUAUUGCUGGUAUGUGGCCAAAAAGAAGAAGUCAGCAUAAAUAACACAAGGUGAGAGUAAAUAUUUCGUCUGUUUUCUGAGUUUUUAUGAUUUUAUUUGGACCGAAUUUCUUUCUCUCUAUUGCUCCUCGUGGUAUUGCUCUAGCUGGAGAAGAGUGUGUACUUGUUUGGUUGCUCCGUCGAGUGUCCUUUCACAACCGUAGUGUUUCGUAUGUUUUCCAUUGUCAGUUGAAUGACAUCAUGGUCCGCAGCCUGGAGUGUGUCAGUGAAGUUUUGUGUUUACACUAGUAGCCUCCACUACUCCACUGCUAUCCCAUUUGGAGCCCUCGAGUGGAAUGAAGUGUUAUUACCCGCUGUCCAAAGCAAACCGGAAUACAGCUUUGAAACGAUACAUGACAAACAAAACAAGGAGCGCUCUGUAAACAGUCCUGUUUGAUCGUUAACAGGGCAUCCACAACCGCGAAAACAACGACCAUGCAGCAGCCAUCGUUUAAAGUGAAUUAUUUACGCAAAUUGAGCAAAAUAUGGAUACAGAUUUAUCUACCCGUGUUGAUACUGAGUGCGCAUGUCCUGGUCGUGACAUCUCAGCAGCAACCUCAAAAAACAACAGCAGCAUAUGCAGCAACAACAAAAAGUGUUACAGCAGCGGCAACAAUCACCGACCAAUUUACCGCCAUCGUCACAGAAACGAGAUUGUGGACGGUAACGCCAAACCCGACGUACCGAAUCGACGGGAGCCGGGUCAGUUUUGUGGCGAGUCGGAGCAACCGCAAACAUUCAUCAUCACCAAAACGAAUGCCGUCAAAAUUGUCCUUCGCACCGAUAAUUUUACCGAGCUGGCCUAUUUUGCUUUUGAAUCCCGAGCUGAGCAGCAGAUGGAAGUGUUCAAUCGAUACGGUCCCCAUCCGAAGCUCUAUCCAAUCCGUUGAAGAGGUGAUGUGAUCAAGAGAUGAGUGAGGUUUCACAAGGGAAUUUUCACGGGGAAUGCUUGUCCAAACCUU